Malania oleifera is the source of this 2042-nucleotide messenger RNA. Its product is annotated as pentatricopeptide repeat-containing protein At5g66520-like. Gene Ontology annotation, biological process: RNA modification. Gene Ontology annotation, molecular function: RNA binding; protein binding; zinc ion binding. Lineage: Eukaryota; Viridiplantae; Streptophyta; Magnoliopsida; Santalales; Ximeniaceae. Bases 95 to 2005 code for a protein of 636 amino acids. The transcript has a single exon. The record is from RefSeq and is a predicted model, not a curated record.
CAUUUCCUUCAAGCACGUGGCUUCCUUACAAAAAUUUCGUUUUUUUCUUUCCAUUCUUCUGAGUUCUGUGGCUGCAUAUUCUCUUCCUCCGAUCAUGCGGUUCCCCACCAAGUCGGCAAACCCAAAGCUCAUCGUGUCUCUUCUCCAAGAGGCCACCCAUCUUCACGACCUCCUCCAAAUCCACGCCCUUCUCGUCAAGACCUCUCUCGACUGCAACAAUUUCGUCCUCGCCAGCCUCUUCCGCCGCAUCUUCUUCUUCUCUGUUUCGCCCGCUCAUUUGUGCUACGCUCGCUCCAUUUUCGACUUUAUCCCCUUCCCUGACGCCUUCCUCUGGAACACCAUGAUCGGGGCUUACUCGAGUUCCCAAUACCCAGAAGAAUCGUUGGCUCUUUUCCUCAAAAUGCAGGUCCAGAGUGGAGCUUUUGCCGACAGUUUCAGCUUCUCACCAGUUCUUCGGGCAUGCGGAAGGCUGAGGGAUGCCAGAAACGGUGAAACUGUACAUGCCCAGGUUGUGAAAUUUGGGUUUUGUUGUGAUGUGUUUGUUCAGACUGCUCUGGUUGAAAUGUAUGCUAAAUUGGGUAACGUAGAUAUCUCACGGAAGGUGUUCGAUGAAAUGACUGAGAGAGACUUGGUUUUAUAUAAUGUGUUGCUGGCGGAGUACAUUCGGGUUGGGGAGAUGGAGUUGGCGCGUGAUUUGUUUGAUAGGAUGCCGGAGAGAGACUUGGUUUCUUGGAAUACUAUGAUCCAUGGGUGUGCGUCACUAGGUGAUAGAACUAGCAAAAGAGGAAUAGAUUCAUGGGCUGUGGAAUGUGUGAAAAAUGGGAGAUCUGUGGAGACCUUGAGGCUGUUUCAUGAGAUGCAAUUAGCAAAUGUUGCGCCAGACAAGGUGACCAUGGUUAGCAUUUUGUCUACGUGUGGAGAUGUGGGUGCAUUGGGCAUGGGCAGGGUGGUUUAUGAGUAUGUAGAGAGAAAUAAGAUUGAAAUAGAUUUGAAGCUUGGGACUUCACUCGUGGACAUGUACGCGAAAUGUGGAGACAUAGAUAGUUCACUAAGAGUGUUUAAUCAGAUGAAGAAGAGAGAUGUGUUCGCCUGGAGCGCUCUGAUCAUAGGACUUGCGAACCACGGAUUUGGUGAAGUUGCACUAGAUUAUUUUUCCAGUAUGGUAUCUGAAGAAAUUAAACCCAAUGGUGUUACUUUCAUAGGUGUGUUGACUGCGUGCAGUCACAUUGGUCUAGUUGACAAGGGGUGGACAUACUUUAUGUCCAUGAGUGAUGUGUUUGGUGUUACUCCUGCAAUUGAACAUUAUGGGUGCAUGGUUGAUAUUUUGGGCCGGGCAGGGCAGCUUCAAGAGGCCAAAGAACUCAUCAAAAGUAUGCCUUUUCCGCCAGAUGCUAUUGUUUGGAGGGCCCUCCUUGGUGCCUGUAGAAUCUACAAGAAUGUUGAAAUAGCAGAAGUAGCAAUAGUGAAUCUUCUCGAACUUGAGCCUCAUGUGGAUGGGAAUUAUGUGCUCUUGUCAAAUGUAUACUCCCAAGAUAAGCAGUGGGACAAUGUCACAAAUGUAAGGAGGAUGAUGAAAACUAUUAAUAUUCAGAAAGUCCCUGGAUGUAGUUCAAUUGAAAUUGAUAAUGCAGUUCAUGAGUUUAUUGCUGGUGAUAAGUCACAUGAACAAUCUGUUAAAAUCUAUCAAAUGCUGGCAGAGAUGACUAAUAGAUUGAAAAUUUCUGGAUACAAACCAUUAAUAGAUUCUGUUUUACAAGAUUUUGACUACCAAGAGAAAGAGAAUGUAUUGGCUCAUCACAGUGAGAAGCUGGCAAUUGCCUUUGGACUUCUUAGCACAGCUCAAGGAUCUCCCAUUCGGAUUUUUAAGAAUCUCCGAGUUUGUGACGACUGUCAUUUAGCUAUUAAGUUUAUUUCAAAAAUCUAUGAUAGGAAGAUCAUUGUAAGGGACCGGAACCGUUUUCAUCAUUUUGUUGGAGGUUCAUGCUCUUGUAAAGAUUACUGGUGAAUCAAUGAACUAGGAACAAAUUUUUGAGGACAAGAAA